Molecule: messenger RNA, 1979 nt
Organism: Ochotona curzoniae (black-lipped pika)
Lineage: Eukaryota; Metazoa; Chordata; Mammalia; Lagomorpha; Ochotonidae
Gene: SELPLG
Product: selectin P ligand
Exons: 3
Coding region: 207-1403 (398 amino acids)
Biological process (GO): leukocyte tethering or rolling; hemopoiesis
Cellular component (GO): plasma membrane
Source: RefSeq, a predicted model, not a curated record
GCACAGCCGUUGGGGGUUGGCGGGGACACAGGCAGGGGCUGCCGCAGCUGUGCCCUUAAACUGGAGCCUUGUUGCCAACGCGGAGAAAUCGCCUCUGGGCUCACGGGUGGCUGUCUGUCCCAUGUCCUGCUGAACGCGCCCAUGGGAACAAGUAUCCCUUGACAGUGAGGCCUGACUUAACUUCAACUUUGUGGGCUUUCAACUUCAUGUUGGUACCAGAGCCGUCAGAAAAUCCUCUAGUUCGCGUUUUCAUCUUUACCCUGGGUGCCAUGCCGCUGCGCCUCCUCCUCUUGUUCACCCUGCUGGGGCCCAGCUGCAGCCUCCAGCUGUGGGACUACUGGGAGGAUGGUGCCAAGGAAGUGUUGGGCCCUGGACUGGCCCGGGAACGGAGACAGGUGUACUCAUACGAAGCAGGGGAUUAUGAGUACCCUGAUGUGGGCACAGACCCCCCAGAAAUACGGACAAACAGCAUCAUGGCCGCAUCCUCACUCUUCAAGCUUCUCACCACGACGGCAAUACCAGGAACCUCAGAAUCAGCCACGGUGGAGGCCACCACAAGGGAUUCUGCUGGCCUAGAUGCAGGAGGGACAGCCAGGGAGAAUCUGAGUACAGAACUGACCACGCAGAGGGUGUCUGUUACUGUGGGCCUGCUGCCCACACAGCUGGCCUCCACGACAGUCCCUGAGACCCAGGCUGUGUCCACUGAGGAACCUCUGUCCACGGAGCCAGCCACCAUGGAGUCCGUGAGACAAAUGGCCAUGGAGGCAGAGACCACUGAACCAACAGCCACGGAAGUGGAUACCAUGGAGGUAACGACCACUCUCCCAGCAGCCACGGAGGUGGAGACCACAGAGGUGGAGACUACGAAGGCAGCAACCACUCCACCGACAGCCACGGAGGCCCCACCCAUGGAAUCCACAGUCGUAGAGGUUCUGUCCACAGAGCCAGAAGUCACCACAGACUCCCCAGCGGUGGAACUGACCACUCCCAUCACCCACACGCACACCCUCACAGCAGCCAGCAGUGACUCGGGAAUCAUGGAUAUGAAGAGAAGGAAGGAGCCUCCCUCUGAGAGCCCUGGGAGCCCCAGCCCCUCGGGUACCCCCGACCACAUCCCGGUGAGGCAGUGCCUGCUGGCCAUCCUGAUCCUGGCACUGGUGGCCACGGUGUUCCUCGUGUGCAGCGUGGUGCUGGCCAUCCGCCUGACACGCAAGAACCACAUGUACCCUGUGCGCGGCUACUCCCCCACCGAGAUGGUCUGCAUCUCUUCCCUGCUGCCAGAGGGCACCGACGGGGCCACGACCACGACCAACGGGCUUCUGCCCAAGGAGCUCGACCCGAAGGCAGAGGCUGCAGAGGAACGCAAAGAGGACACGCGCCCCCUGCACAGCUUCCUACCCUAGUUUCCUGCGCACCCGCUCUGGCUCCCUCUUCUCUCCAGGGCCUCCCGGGAGCCCUUGACCAGGGCAGCCUUAACCACCAGGUGCAGCUGCAGACUUUGCUCAUAGACUGGGGAGACCCUCUCCCCCGCUCCAGUGGCUCCACAUUUCCCAUAACCACCCUCCCAGUCCUCACGGCUGCACCCCCAUUUUCCCUGGGGCCCUGAAUCUCAGCCCCACGUACCCAAGGAUGACUGGGCUUUCCCCUGCCUCUGUCUUCUGGAUGCCAGUGUCCCAUGGGGGCAGGGCCACUGCAGAGCCAGGGUCCCCAGGGGCCACUUGUGCUGGCACAGCUGAGGUUUUUUCGGUUGUCUCUCCAGGGAACCCAGGAUGAAGCCUCGCCUGGGAGGUCAAGGGUGGGUCACCGAGCCCCGGGGAGAACCUUCCUGGGGACCCUGCAGACAGGCAGUCUCCACCCGGGGACUUUCAGCACCUACCCGCCUUUAGGGGUCCCCUCAGGGUGGACUCAGUCCUGCCCACUGCCCAGCCAGGGGACCAGACACAACAUGGGUCCUCAAUAAAGGUGUGAUGAACAAGUGA